Molecule: messenger RNA, 1116 nt
Organism: Closterium sp. Naga37s-1
Lineage: Eukaryota; Viridiplantae; Streptophyta; Zygnematophyceae; Desmidiales; Closteriaceae
Source: the annotation of a GenBank genome assembly
AUGGCGCUGGCGCACCAGCGGCGCGCCGCCGUGCUGUCGUACCCGCCGUUGAAGCGGCGGGGCACGGCGGGGUCGCUGGCGCGCGUGAUCGGCGACGACGGGCUCCGCGGCGACGGCCGGUCGCUGGAGGAGAGCCGCGCCGCGAGGUCUUCACUCUUACUCGCUCCCUUAUCCCCACUCACUCCCCUACCCUCACUCACUCACCUAUUCCCACUCACUCCCCUCUCCCCACUCACUCCCUCCCCCCACUCACUCCCCUCCCCCCUCUCACUCCCCUAUCCCCACUCACUCCCCUAUCCCCACUCACUCCCCUAUCCCCACUCACUCCCCUAUCCCCACUCACCCCCCUAUCCCUACUCACUCCCCUCUUCCCACUCACUCCCCCAUCCCCGCUCUCCCCUCUCCCCAAUCACUCCCCUCUCCCCACUCCUUCCUUUCUUCUCUCUCAUUCCCCUCCCUGCCGCCCCUUUUCUGAUCCCCCCCAACCCCUGCCCCUUCUCCCAUCAACCCGCCGCUUCCCCCACUUCCCACACCCCGUUUCCUCUCACCCUGCGUCCCCUCCCUCCCCCCCCAACCCCCCUCGCACCCCUGGCAGUUCUCAAGGCAAAGACAGUCACACAGGCGUCGGGGUCCGCAUAUGCGGAGUUCGGUGGCACCAAAGUGAUAGUGGCCGUCUUUGGUCCACGGGAGAGUCGCAAGGCGGAGCAAUCGGUGGGGGGGAAGGGGCGUCUCAAGUGUGACGUCAGAAUAGCACCCUUCGCCACGCCCAACCGCAACAGCAGCACGCAGGGAGCAGAGGAGCGGCUAGCUAGUGAGGUGGAGAGUGCGCUGCUGCCGGCCAUUCAGCUGCACCUCUUUCCCAAGGCCACCCUCGACGUCUCCUUGCUGCUGCUGGAGUCUGGUGGAGCUGACGUGGCAGUGAUGAUCACAGCGGCAUCCAUGGCGCUGGCAGACGCAGGCGUGCAUCUCAACGACCUGGUUACCGCGUCGGUUGUGUUCACAGGAGGAGCGGGUGGAGGAGGGACGGGUGGUGGUGGCACUGAUGCCAUCACUGAACGAGGUGGUGCUGUGCAAUGUCACGGGGAAUAUGUCGGGACGAAGCAGCAGCUGCUUUAA